AUGGACCACACCCCAGAACGACCUACGAGACGGGAACAUGUCAACUUCGCCUUAGCAUCCGACGAAAACAGCAGUCCACUAAGAAGCCCAAGAAGGAGCGACCGCGUGAAGAAGAACCCAUCAGUCACACCGAAACGUUUCAACAAGUUCUUCACACCUAGGCCUCGCAAUGCACAGCGGCUCGCAAAUGCGUCCAGAAGAAUACUACAAGACCUAUCUGCAGCGAGGCUGAACACUCGAGCGGGGGGGACUUCUCGACUGAAUCUGGAAAUCUCUGGUCAGAGCGAGGUGCCCAAUAAGAAGCGGAAGCUUUCUUUCACCUCCAUCGCCUCACUUCCUUCCUCGCCGAUCAGAAAGCAUCAUGAACACGAUGACGAAGGCGAAGGCCAAGUGGAGCGGCACGAGAAGAGAGAUGGCUCCGAGGAGGCAUGUGACACUGCUGAUGAGGCAGACGAAUUGAAAUCACGCCUACCAACCACCUCUCGCCCCAGAAUAACACCCUACCGAUCGAUCAGCACUACUGCCAGAUAUUUGUCUAGACAGCUAGGGGUCAAAGCACGCACAAUGGAGGCCGAUGAUAGCACUCUAUGGCAGCAUGAGACCGCACAUUUUUACAGCAACCCCGAAGAUUCGUGCUACUACCACAACUCCGUGCAGCGCUUCUCAUCACUACCUUUUUGUGUAGCAAGCUUCAAGCAGAGUCCACUUGUUGCAGUUGGAGAUGAAGAUGGCCAUGUGCGUGUUCACAUGACCUACGAUAAUCAUCCUCAUUACAAUUACACCGAGAUCAUAAAAUCCUGGCGUCCUCACAGCAAUGCCGUCAUGGACCUGGAACUCUCGGACGAUGACAGGCUCAUUGCUACCGCUUCCGGAGACCAGUCUACUCACAUCUAUGACCUCGGAGCGGGAAAAUCAGUCUACUUUCUGCGUACGCACCAGGGCUCUGUGAAAAGGGUACAGUUCCAACCAGGAUCUGGCAAUCAAAUACUGGCGACAUGUUCCAGAGACGGCCAUGUCUUUAUAUGGGAUCGUCGAAUUUCAGUCCUCGAUGGACCAGGCCUCAGCUACAGACCCAAACAUCGUCAUUGGGGCUCAUGGAGCGAUGUAACCUUUGUCGAUCCAGUGAACGAGAUAUUGCAGGCGCACACGUCGGCUGAUAAAUUAAAGCGUCCAAAGGGGAGACGACAUCCAGGGACGCUGCCCAGCAGACACGACUACGCCGUAACUACGUGCGCUUUUCUUGGUGCAAGCCGGCCACAUCUUCUCGCUACAGCCUCUGAGAAUGAUGCUAUCAUCAAGCUAUGGGACGCGCGAGUUGUUUAUCAUGACCAGGAUGGGAGACCCACUCCAGUCUCAGCGACAUUGGAACCGGAUAGCCACCAGAACCAUCGGCAGUUUGGUGUAACUUCUAUUGCCAUGAGUACGGAUGGCUCAAGACUGUACGCUGCUUGCCGUGAUCAUACCGUAUACGCAUAUUCAACGCCACACCUGAUAUUGGGUAGUACGCCUGAAUUGUCCACCUAUUCCAUUUCGUCUUCCAAAUUUACUCGAACACCGAAGCCAGGACUUGGGCCUUUAUACGGGUUCCGUCACUCGUCUCUCACCAUAGCCUCGUUCUAUGACAAACUAGCUGUUCGACCAGCCUCCUCUACGGACAACAAUACCGAAAUGAUUGCUGUCGGCAGCGGCCAAGAAUGUGCUGUCAUCUUUCCCACCAAUGAGCGAUACUUGAACAACGGCACUCGACGGCCUCCCGUUGCUUCAUGGCUGCGACUAUCCCAGGAAGCAGCUGAGGAUCUCCCCAUCUACGAAAAUGGCACUGCACUCGUAAAUGGCCAUAAGAAGGAAGUCACAGCUGUUGCAUGGACUACAAACGGCAAUCUUGUCACCGUUGCAGACGACCACACCAGCAGGUGCUGGCGACAGGACCCAGAGACAGCUCGAGCCCUGAGACUGAAUACGGAUCUAGAAGUGGAACGGCACAAUAGUGGUUGGGCGCAGGUGAAUCCUGGGUUUGAUGAUGACUGCUAG
Exophiala aquamarina CBS 119918 is the source of this 2031-nucleotide messenger RNA. RefSeq lists its product as uncharacterized. The coding region runs from base 1 to 2031 and encodes 676 amino acids. Gene Ontology annotation, biological process: proteasome-mediated ubiquitin-dependent protein catabolic process. Gene Ontology annotation, cellular component: nucleus. The record is from RefSeq and is a predicted model, not a curated record. Gene Ontology annotation, molecular function: protein-macromolecule adaptor activity; protein binding. NCBI's taxonomy places the organism in Eukaryota, Fungi, Ascomycota, Eurotiomycetes, Chaetothyriales, Herpotrichiellaceae. The transcript has a single exon.